CCGCUGCAGGCUGGUGGCGGCGGCGGCGGCGGCGGCGUUGGCGGCGGUAGCGGCAGCGCGGGGACUGCGGGGACAGAGGCAGCAGCGACGCCUGGGGAAGCCCGCGCCCCCGCCUGCGCCUCCGAGGCGCGCCCCGAGAGCGGGAGCGGGAGUGGGAGCGGCCCGCAGCGCCGCCCAGGGCAGAGGCGAUCGCCGGAGCCCAGAGAGCCAGCCGCGGAGAGCCGGGCAGCGACCGAGCGUGGGGGUGCGGCCCGAGGAAGACCCAGAGCGAGCCGGGGCCGAAGGAGGGCUUCGGGAGCGAGCAUCCCGCGCCGCAGCGGCAGAGGCGGCUUUGCCGGAGACAAAAGCCCUCCGGAGAGACGCGAUGCUGGGCUGGCGCGGGCUUGGGGGCCGCGGCGUCUGAGCGCGCCGAGCCGUGCGCCCCGGAGGCCAGGCAGGUCGCAGCGAAGGGCGGCGGGCGGAGCUCAGGUGCCUCCGGCCGCGGCGGGCCCGUAACCGCUUGGGGGGCGGCGCCCUCCCGCCGCAGCCGCAGUGGCCGGCGCCGCAGCGAGGAGCCAUGGGCAACAUCUCCUCCAACAUCUCGGCCUUCCAGUCCCUGCACAUCGUCAUGCUGGGCUUGGACUCGGCCGGCAAGACCACGGUGCUCUACCGGCUCAAGUUCAACGAGUUCGUGAACACGGUGCCCACCAUCGGCUUCAACACGGAGAAGAUCAAGCUGAGCAACGGCACCGCCAAGGGCAUCAGCUGCCACUUCUGGGACGUGGGCGGCCAAGAGAAGCUGCGGCCGCUGUGGAAAUCCUACAGCCGCUGCACGGACGGCAUCAUCUACGUGGUGGACUCGGUGGACGUGGACCGGCUGGAGGAGGCCAAAACGGAGCUGCACAAGGUGACCAAGUUCGCCGAGAACCAGGGCACCCCGCUGCUGGUCAUCGCCAACAAGCAGGACCUGCCCAAGUCGCUGCCGGUGGCCGAGAUCGAGAAGCAGCUGGCGCUGCACGAGCUCAUCCCGGCCACCACCUACCACGUCCAGCCGGCGUGCGCCAUCAUCGGCGAGGGCCUCACCGAGGGCAUGGACAAGCUCUAUGAGAUGAUCCUGAAACGCAGGAAGUCCCUCAAGCAGAAGAAGAAGCGCAGGGCCAGAAGUUCAGGCUGCCCCGCCCUCACCUGUGAGUUACCUGAGGUAUGCAACUCCCAGAACCCUGGGUGUCCCCAGGUGGGGGGCAUGUUGGCAGCGGGAGGUGCUGGGGGAACCACCGCUCCUUGCAUCCAUGGGCGGUGGAAGCUGGAUAAUUUUGUGUCACAGGGCAGGACCCUGUUGAAAUUUCACUUGUCCUGCUCUGGGCCCAAACGAGACGGUGGUUUGGGCUAUCAGAGGACUGCCUGGAACAAUACACAGCCCCAGGGCAUGGGUUGCUGCACCAACCUUGGCUGAGGGAAUGGCCCCAAGAUGCCCCUCUCCUGGUGAUUUGUGGUGGCUACGGAACCAGUUUUGCUGAGAACCGCUUUUCAGCCUGGAAUCGAGACAUCAUCCAGAUGGUUUGGACCUGUCCAUGUGUAGGUCAUUAUCACACAAAGAGACCAAUUAAAAAAAAAAAAAAUAAAUAAAAUAAAAACUGUUGGAGGUGGUGGCAAAUGAUGCAUUUACUGUUUGCAGGAUAGCUAAAGGUGUUUAAAGGGUAAGUAAGGCUCUGGAUGUAAAUGCUGGAUGGAUGUGUGUGUGGACACAGGGACCUCCCUCUGUACUGUGUCGUUGACAUAAAUAUCUAGACCCAUAUGUGUGGAAUCUUAAGUUCCCUUAGCCUACUGAUUGGUUUGUGUGAGCACACCAGCUGCAGAUGUGUGCUGAAUUGCAAGAUGGUUUUUUACGAGGGAUGUCUCAUACUAACCGCCUGAUGAUGGGUUUUGGUUUUCAGACAUGUUUAAAAAAAAAAAAAAAAACUUAUACAAAUGAAUGCUCACCUUAGAAAUAUUCACCGUAGGAAAAAAAAACACUUUGCUCUGCCCUUUUAUAUCCCUUUACGCUGCAAGUGGCGAGAUGUUCAAAUUUCUAAUUGGGUUCAUUGAGGUCUACCUUGUUUAGGUAUUUUAUUAAAAAUGUGUCAUUAGAGUAUUUCAUGUCAUGCACCACAAAAUAAAACCCCACCUUGUUGUAAAAGCUGACCUUGUUGCAUGGAUUUAAAAGCGAAGGAAAAGUACCAGGAUGAGGCUCUUCCUAAUUCAUCCUUGUGGGAACUGGCCUGCGUAGCAAAUGCAAACCACAGUGGGUGCUUGAGAUAAAACGCAAGCGUGUGACGUUAUGGUCACCUGUGCCCCGGCACUUGACAGUGUAGUUGAAAGAGGCUUUGGGAAAUAAAGUAAAAGAAUAAAUAUUUUUUAAUAAUGUAAUUUAAAUAAAUUUUUUAUAAUCAGGACUGAGUCUUGGUUUGCAAAAGCUGUCAUUUUACCCUGAGACACAGUAUCAGAAGGGAAACUUAAGCUUACUGUCCGAUUUUCAUUUCCUCUUUGAAUCCAUGUUCACAGGUAGAAUUUUGUGUUCCCCCCCCCCCCACUGUCAUGAGUUAAUUCACGAAGGAAGCCUAUUGAAAUGGGGCAUGGUCGUGCUUGAACACGGGAGUUAGUCAAAUGAUAAAGUCGUGCCUGUUGUCCAUUGCACUCAGAAAGUUCAUUUACGAACCAGAGAUAUAUUCCUGGCUUCCUGUUUGAAACCCAGUUCUUAUAUGAGAUAUUUUGAAAGAAGGAACCUAGCAACCCAUCUUCUUUUCUCCUUUGUCAGUGUAUUUGGUGCCCCUCCAAUGGUGGUCUUUUGUAGAAACUCAGUAGAGAAAAUAUAGCUAAGCGGUAUUGAAAAGCCUGCAAGGUUUCAGUUUACAUAUCAACAGCAUAUCCACUGAUUUCUAAAUGGGCUGGUCCCAUCAUUGAAGACUCUGUAUAGAAUUAUUUAAAAAAAAAAAAUCCAUCCUCUUUAUUUUCUUCACGUGCAACUAUUUCUUAAGCACUUUGACAUUUUGGUAGUUCCACACUAUUGAGAGAAUAAUAUAUUUAUUUUGUGACAUUGCAGAUGCCAAAUACUGUAACCUUCUCGUGCUCACCAUUCUUAGGCUCAAGAUCACUGUUCAAAUCCUGCCAUGCUUCACAAAUGAUGCGAAAUGAUUUUUGUUUUCUUGCACUAUCAACACUUAAAGGGUGCAGUCAGCUGUUAGUAAUUGUGUAGUAAAGUAAAACCCUGUGGUGUCUCAACUAAUAGUUAAGGAGUCUCAGUUGAUUUCUAUAAUGUUUGACCUAAUAAUAGCCCAUCUCAUCUCUGAACAAACAUCAUGUCAUCUUGGAGGCGUCCGCCCAGAGGUCCCCUCCGACCUAGCGGUCAGGGAUUUAGGAUGCCUCCUGCCCUUGGGAGAAUGCGUGGAUAUCACAUGGAGGAAGUGGGCCUCCCCACAGCAACUUGUGAAGUGUUUUCUCGCAGAUACAGGGAGGCCAGCUUUGUUUCAGAACAAUUCUCUUCCCCCAUUCUCUGUCAUGGUGUUGGGACUGUGUCUCCUGGCUGUUUUCAUUUCUACUGCUACAGUUCUGUCUUGAUCCAUCCUUCCUCUUCUGUCCCCGCUCCCUUUUAUAUGCCUAUAUGAUGCUGUGAACAGAAAUAAAUUAUUUA
Eptesicus fuscus (big brown bat) is the source of this 3646-nucleotide messenger RNA. It is a transcript of the gene ARL4C, whose product is annotated as ADP ribosylation factor like GTPase 4C. Gene Ontology annotation, molecular function: GTPase activity; GTP binding. Lineage: Eukaryota; Metazoa; Chordata; Mammalia; Chiroptera; Vespertilionidae. Gene Ontology annotation, cellular component: cytoplasm. The transcript is spliced from 2 exons. The record is from RefSeq and is a predicted model, not a curated record. The coding region runs from base 557 to 1432 and encodes 291 amino acids. Gene Ontology annotation, biological process: intracellular protein transport; endocytic recycling.